AUGACGAUCCGCCUUGGCACCGCUGCCCUUUUCUUCGUGGUGGUGAUGGUGUGCCACAAAGACAGCAUAAUCCAUAUUAAGCAAGAGGAAGAGUUGUGCGCUGCAGAGCGGCAGGAGGAGGAGGCUGGAGAAGCUCCUGAAGAGCCCUGCCCGGCAGAGCAAGUGGUUUAUGAGCCUGAGGCUUCAAGUCAGGCCAAGAAAGGCGAGGAGGCGUACGCCAGGGAGCUGCCAGGCGCAGAGGGCGAGGACCUCCCAGGAGACCCCGACACAGGAUUUCAGACUUACGCAACCGACGUUUUAUCGUGGAUUAAACAAGAGGAGGAGCCGCGCUGCCCUGAACGACAAGACUUGGAGAAAGAAGAAAUCUCUACAGAUCCAAGUCUGGCGCACGAUGAAAGCACAAAGAGGGACCCCACAGCAGAUUGCUUCGAAAGUACGGCGUGUGACGCAGAGGUACCAGGAAGGCCUGGAGAGAAGUUUUCCAAGGAUCCCAGCCCCGGGGUGACGUGGGACAGUCAGUGGAAUUCAGAAAUGAUGGAAACAAACGCUGCCGGGAGCGGCCUUGGGGGCGACGCUCAGUACGAUCGAGGCUUCGGUGAGCACUUGGAUUUCUUCAGCGCUCAGGAAAACAGCGUCCGAAAGAGACCGUGCGCGUACAACAAAUGCGAGAGGAGCCCCAGCCAGCAGGAACAUCUUCAGGCUCCGCAGGGAGCCCGAGGAGGGGAGAUGUUCCCAGGCCCCGCGUGUGAGAAGAGCCUCGGCGAAAGGGUGUUCCAUCUGCUGCACUCGCAGCCGAGCGCUGCGGGUCUUCUGCGUGUGUUCGGUUUUCGGAAUCCUGGGAGGAGGGGGAACUGCGGGCGCUCGCCGAGCGUCCUCUUCUCGCCCGUGCUCGGCGUCUCUUUGCGGGGGGGAGAGCGCCGCUGGGAGCCCGGCGUGCCGUGA
This is a messenger RNA of Egretta garzetta (little egret), 942 nucleotides long. RefSeq lists its product as uncharacterized. Bases 1 to 942 code for a protein of 313 amino acids. The transcript has 6 exons. The record is from RefSeq and is a predicted model, not a curated record. NCBI's taxonomy places the organism in Eukaryota, Metazoa, Chordata, Aves, Pelecaniformes, Ardeidae.